Molecule: messenger RNA, 1167 nt
Organism: Caenorhabditis briggsae
Lineage: Eukaryota; Metazoa; Nematoda; Chromadorea; Rhabditida; Rhabditidae
Exons: 4
Coding region: 1-1167 (388 amino acids)
Molecular function (GO): zinc ion binding; nucleic acid binding
Source: RefSeq, a predicted model, not a curated record
AUGUCGGAAGUGUCGAGCGAAGCAGCGCCACUGAAAUUAAUGGAUAGAGACAGCUACUAUCGAACUCGUGCUGUAAACCCAUGGCCGACACCUGUGAAUGAGAACGCUGGAGGCGGGUUCCGGAAGAUCGGAGGCUUGUCUGGUCAGCCGAAAAAGUUCGGUGGAGGAUUCGGCGCUACGGCUUCGGAUAGUUUGAGCUCUACACCACGUGGAGGAGCAGAGAAAACCUCAAGUUUCGAUAACUUUUCGGGAUUCGUUCGCACUCAAUCAAGCGCUUUUGGGUCGAGAAUCAAGCCUUCAGCCACUGAAGAAUCGUUGAUGUCGAAUAAAGAACGAAUUGCGACGCCAACGCCUACUGUCAAUGUUCUGGGUGUUCCACGUACGUUCGGAGGACCCUCUCCAGGGAUUUCACCGACGAAAAGAACACGAUCGGGACGUCGAUCGGGUGGUCGUAGAGGACGCGGCGGUCCAGGACACUGCUUCCAUUGUCAGGAACAUGGGCAUAUUUCGAGAUUGUGUCCGAAGAAGACUGUCGAUACGGAUGAUUUUGAUGAAGUUGAAGCGAGUCGGUUUCUGGACGAUGAGGUGCUCGCAGAGGCGCCGAAAAAAGGCAAUGGAUCGUUGAUUAGUGGAAAAGACGUAUCGCUGCAAAACGCGAAAUUGGGGAGUCAAAUAUCUCGCAGUUCAUAUUACCGAGGGUUCGGCUACGGCAAUACCACUCCCAUCAACACCACCUCAGUCAACAACAACACUUUGAAAUCUGUCUCAACAAACGCACGAGCGACUCCGGAUAUCGAUAAAUUCUCGGAGCAAUUGGACAACGCAUUGAAGCUCCCUGUGAAGCCAGCGCCAGCUGAAUUGAGCUCCACGCUCGCGAAAGGAAGAACGAAUACGAAGAUCGAAGCAGCGGCACCAAUCAAGGCGGCUAGUCCAGCAGUCAGAGAUAAAAUCAAAGAGCCCUCCUCGACGGAGACAAUGUCAAUCGAGACGCGUCGAACUGUGACCAUCGAAGGAGACACUCAAUUCGAGGAGACCACAGUCAUCAGCUUCCCAUGUGUUCUUCCACCGAACGUCCGUGUCAUCACCGCUCAGUUCGUUCCAGUCUCAUCGGCCCAAGUGUCGUCAGCGAAUGAAAUUCAAGGAAAUCAUAUCAAGGAGAAAUUCUGA